Molecule: messenger RNA, 354 nt
Organism: Marasmius oreades (fairy-ring Marasmius)
Lineage: Eukaryota; Fungi; Basidiomycota; Agaricomycetes; Agaricales; Marasmiaceae
Exons: 1
Coding region: 1-354 (117 amino acids)
Biological process (GO): DNA replication
Cellular component (GO): nucleus
Molecular function (GO): DNA-directed DNA polymerase activity; zinc ion binding
Source: RefSeq, a predicted model, not a curated record
AUGGAAGAAGUCGAAGUAUUGACUACGGAAACUGCCGUACCUCGAGAACUGGGCUUACACGAAAACAAAUUUUGUACUGUUGUCCUUUCCUCUAGCAAAGACGAUUCCUAUUUUGACAUCUAUCUACCCAAGCUUGCCAACUUCCCUGUACUCUCAUUUUCAAAAGCAAAAUCAGCCAAUACCUUGGACGUUUUCCCGUGGCAGUCACAGUUAGCACGAAAAAUGCUUGCUCGCUAUCUGUCGCUCGGGUCAUGGCUGGAUAGGUUGCAUGCUCUAGCCGAAUACUUCGAUAUCCCCAUUGGACAUAUAGAAGGCGACCAGCCUCUGUUGUUUGCUCGCCGACUUGUCCAGUAG